AUCUGUAAGAUAUUUCCAGCAGAAAAUAUUGCAUUUAGAAUUCAUUUCUUUAAUAAAUAUAUUCAGAGAAAAAUGACAUUUACAACAUUAUGGUAUUGUAUGCUUCAUAAUGAAGAUUGAGUCAAAUUGGAUGUAAAUCAUGGACAAGAAUAAUUUUUCAUUUUUGCCACUUUCAUCAAAAGAAGAUUGUUUAGAAGAUGUUGAAAGAAAAAUUUGUAAUGCAAUAAAUGUAAGAAGGAAAUUAGAUGUAUUAAAAAAUGUGAAUGAUGAAAAUUUUAAUCAGGUAGAAGAAAGCAUCUGUGGAAACUUUAAUAAACUGAGAAAGCUUCUAAAUGAAAGAGAAGAUAUACUACUUAAAAAAUUAAAAAAGUAUUUGCAUCAAAAUCAUGCUAUGAUUAAAAAGGAAGAGGAUAAAAUCAAUGACAAAUUGAAAUUUUUGUAUAAUUGUCAGAAAGGUUUAGAAAAUAAUGAAAUAAUUUCUAUGGAAUAUGAUACAUUCUGUGAAGAAUAUGGAAGUUGUUUGGCUGUUCCCAGGUAUCAGUUAAGCAUUAAGGAGCAUUUGAAAUCUGAAAUUAAGAAAUGUGGAAGUUUGAGGCCAUUUGAUAUACUUUUACUGAAUGUUGAUGUGUUAGAUGAUGAUGAUGAUUUUGCUGAUAUAAAUUGUGCAGAGUACAGAUUUAAAAAUCAGAGUGAAUUUGAAGACGCAGAAAUAAUAGACACAAAUUCAGUGUCAAGCAGUUCGUCAUCAUCUGCCGUUGUCAUAUUUCCACAAGAUGAAAAGAAUGUUACUUUAGAAAAAAAUGAGGGGAUUUAUGACAGCGUGCUUCCGACAGAGCUUCCUUUUCUUAAACACGAAGAAUUACACGAGAAACUUCGAAGUAAACUUCUCAAAAUGACAGAAUUUGACGACGAUAAAAAUUCCCGGAAGGAGAGUGGCGAUUCCUCUGUUCAAUCCAUCUCUUUGGGCAAGGAUUUAUUUUCUCAUUUGAGAGAAAAAGGAGAAGACAACGAAGUGACACCAAAAGGGUCGGUGGACGUUUCAUCUUUGGCGGAUAGGUUAAGAAAGCACUGCUGCCCCGACAAAAAUCAAAAUGGAGAAGUCAAAGAGGAGGAGGCAGGUGUUACCCUAACUGGAUCCAAUGAUUAUAUUCUCAGUCUGAAUGCGCGUAUUAAAAAUAUACUUGGUAAUGUUAAGACUUGCAGAAAGGAAUGCUUGGCCCAGAGAGAAAUUGAUACAUUUUGCAGCAAAAUUCAUAUAAUGUCAUAAAAUUAGAUUUUAAUUCUAUUUAGUUUAUAUAUAAAAUAUAUAAAAGAAAUGCUAUAUUUAAAUAUAAUUUUGAUAGCUAUAUUAUUCUAUAUAUAGAAAUAAGUAAAGGCUCAAAUAUGAACAUUAAUAUUGAAACUUUA
Molecule: messenger RNA, 1407 nt
Organism: Centruroides sculpturatus (bark scorpion)
Lineage: Eukaryota; Metazoa; Arthropoda; Arachnida; Scorpiones; Buthidae
Exons: 7
Coding region: 140-1267 (375 amino acids)
Source: RefSeq, a predicted model, not a curated record